This is a messenger RNA of Scatophagus argus, 2537 nucleotides long. RefSeq names its product receptor activity-modifying protein 1-like. Lineage: Eukaryota; Metazoa; Chordata; Actinopteri; Scatophagidae. The transcript is spliced from 3 exons. The record is from RefSeq and is a predicted model, not a curated record. Gene Ontology annotation, cellular component: cell surface; signaling receptor complex; membrane. Gene Ontology annotation, biological process: receptor internalization; protein localization to plasma membrane; calcium ion transport. Gene Ontology annotation, molecular function: coreceptor activity. The coding region runs from base 226 to 675 and encodes 149 amino acids.
UCUAUGAUUAGGGCUGUGGCGAGGGAAGGAGAUUGCCGCUCUGGAAGGUCAAGGGGCUUUUUACUCACAGUCCUUGCUGACCGUAUGCCGUGAGUUGCUUUGAAUGAAUUCGUUACGUCGUGGUGCAGCUCCUGAAUCGAUGGCUUUGGUUGGAAUUCUGGAGGAAGAAUGAGAUAUGUGCAGCUGAUCUCCAGGGAAUAAAAAGUCUCCGAGUUGGCAUACAGCAUGGCUCCGGAGAGCGCGUCGCUCCUGAAAACAGGGCUUGUGUUGCUGACAGCAGCUCUAGUCCUUCCAUCAGUGUCUGGCUGCAACAGGGGUCUCUACGAGAGGACGAUCCACGAUCUGUGUCUCAACAAGUUCAAGUUAGACAUGGGCGGACUGGACAGAGCCCUGUGGUGCAGCUGGCCGGACACCAUGGAGAUCUAUGAGGGACUGACAAACUGCACAUACCAGGUGGCCUUAAGGGUGGACUGCUUCUGGCCAAACCGGAUCGUCGACCGCUUCUUCAUGGAGAUUCACCGGCUCUACUUCCACGAAUGCGCUCUUACUGGUCGGCUCCUCCACGACCCACCGAGCAGCAUCCUCGCCCCGUUCAUCACAGUGCCGGUGCUGAUUACGCUGCUCAUGACUGCCCUCGUGGUGUGGAGGAGUAAACGCACAGAGGGGGUUUUAUAGAGACUGGCCUCUGGGUUCGGACUUAAGGCUUGUAAAUACAUAAGGACUCCUGACAGACAGAGCGUGAGCAUGUGAUUUAUGUUUGUUUUGUUUGAGCACUUAGUGUUGUGAGAUUGUGUUAAUACGAAUGUAUGAACAGCACAGUGAAACAGUUGCAUGCAGUAGGUUGACCUUAAUAAAAUAAUAUGUUACAAGCUCCCCAUUUGGAAUAAAAAAUGAAUGUUUCCAAACAUCAUUUUUAGUUGAUAACGUCAAGCAAUAUGAGAGUGUCAAAGUUUGACAGGGGAAAGCAACAAAGUCAUUGAGAUUCAGGGGAUUUGGAGGCCACAUGUCUUAAUUACCUUCUGUUCUCAUGGCCCUAAACAAUCUGUGAACACAUAAAUAACAGUGGAGAGGGGGGCUCUCAGGGAGGCACCAGUGACUUGGAUGAAUUAUUGCUGUGAAUUUAGAAGAGAGAGAUGACAAAACAGAGGCUCUCUUCUUCUCAGCUGACUGGAAAGGAGAAGAAAAUUAAUAAGAGAAAAGAAGGAGUUUUGGACAAAGAGGUCAGGGUUUUUAUUAAGCCAAAUCACUUUGUGCUUAAGGAACAGAAGUAAACUGCUGAUUUUACUGUCAUGUGCAGAGCUGCAGAAGGAAACCACAUGGUGCUUGGAUUACAAUGAGGAAUGACUUAUUCAUAUCACAACUGAGAGACACACAGUACUAAGGGUCCCAGUUAGACUUCGGUUUGUUUAAAGAGGUCACAAGGCAGAAAGUUAAGAAACACCUGUUUGCUGGAUCGAUCCAGGUAGAAAGAUCAAGGUUUACGUGCCAACCAGUAGAAAUACUUCACAACCACUGUAACUUCAGUGUCAGGAGAGGACGCCUUCAUGGCAGACAGCAACCUGAGAUGGAAGACACAGGAAGACAAGAAGAGACGGAGUGGUUUAAUAGGAUCUAAAGAGAAAGAAAUUAGUAGUAAAGAGCAGUAAAAAGUAAAGUAUAGUCAUAAAUUAACUAAAACCCCAAAGUCUUCUGUCCUCCUUUCAGACCACACAAGACAAAACACAAGUCCAAUCUUUCCAGAGGCAGAGAGCAGAACUGUGUGUAAAUCUUCCCAAACUGUCAUAGUAAUUAAAUACAAUGACUUUUUAAAAUCCACGUUAAAGUUAUGGCUCAGCAAUUCUCCUCCAUAUAUUUUGCUUGCUGGGCCGUUCUCUCCUGUCAGUGGCAGGGGGGGAAUUAAUGGUGGUUAUAUUAUCAAAGCAGCAAAAGCCCUCAACAGUUAAGCUUAGUCAAGCAAUGUUUGGCUUUUCUGAUUAAUGCCUGAGACUGUAAUGGUAUUCAAAGUUACAUUUCAGCAGUUGUUGAUGCUGAUUAAUGAAUUCAGGUGAAGACGAGCAGAUCCACAUUCAGCCACAGGCAGGAGGAGGUGAGAGCUCAGGCCCAGAUGUUAACAACUGGAUUCGUGAAUGAAUUGGAGGUUCAUAUCUCACUUGUUCCUGAUGUCAAUAGAAAGACGUUUAGCCUCAUUGGGGUCCUUUUUUUGCAGUUUCUGGUAGUUGGAGAAGGUCUCUACCAUGCCAAUGUAUCCAGUCACCGGCAAGAUCCUUUUCAGCCUGAAACACUCAUUCCUGGAGAAAAAAAAGAAAAUGAAAUCAUCUAUAUAUGUUGAAAUUAGGGUGAAUGUAACCUUUGAGUGGUUAAUGUUUUGGGGAAAUCUAUCCUUCCCCCCCAAGACUAUAUAGAGGUGCCCUCGAGCAAGACUCUUGACCCCCAGCUGCUCAAGUUUAAGCUGCUCUGUGCCACAUAACUCCCAGACGUCAGAGUGUAUAUCACAUAUGAAAUGCAACUUGGAUGUAAAUAAAAAAAUCUGAAACACU